UUCUUGUCAAAGAUAUUACCGAACAAAGGAAUUAAAUCUUAGUGUGUAGGUUUUCGCAAAGUUGAUUUAUUUAGCCUCCUCUUCUAGGAUAAAUACCCGCACCUUGGACUUAACACCACCCAUCAAAUUCUGUGUUUUACCUGCGCCAUCUUUCCUACAUUCUUUCAUCCACUCAUUGUUCAAAUCCAUGUCGUUUUUUAAGACUUUCCCUGUUUUCCGGAUAUCUGGUCAGGGAUACCAAGUCAAUCUACGAUCGAACCAUGAAUCAGUCAAAAUCUGGGUACACAUCCCAUAACAACAUUGCAGAUCGGGAUCAUUUUGGUGAGCAAAAAAUCAAGUUUUCGUCACGCUCUGUCGAGAAUACAUUUGCACUACGUUUUCCCUUGCAAUUUGAAGACCUUGAGGGACUCAUUGAUUUCAAAAAUUUAAGGCUGUCAUUUUAAAAAUCUGUGCAGCAUAUUGAGAAUCUGUGAACCUGACAUCUCUGGUGUAGUGAAUCAGCCUAUAUAUUAACUGAACUUACCACAAAAAUAAUAAUUACUUAGCGAGAUGGACCGUAAGCGGUCUCAGCUGUCAAAAAGACAUAGCAAAAAAAAAAAAAAAGAUGUGAAUGGUUUUCUUUUUUGGAAUAUGUACACUAAACAAAAAAAUCAUAAUAAUAACUGUGCUACACUCACUGGCAAAAUUGAAUAAAAUUAAGUUAAAUUUUAGCAAAUAGGUCCACGAAAUAAAUUCGAAAUAAUAUGUGAAAAGUUUGGUUUCAAUAACAAUACACUUCAAACGAUGGCUGUGUCAUAGAAAAUAACAUUAGAAAUAAUAGUAUGAAAUUGAGUUGUGUGUACCAAGAAUUCCGAAGGGGUGAAAUGAACAGGUAUGAUCAUAGGAACAAAUGGGAGGAAUGAAAUGAGCAGGUAUGAUCAAAAAAAAAAAAAAAGAAAAAAGAAGAAAAGGUGGAAAUCGAUACGGAGACGACGCUAGGUAUGGAGGGAAAGAUCAUUCUGUGAACGACUUUCGACAACGACGGUUGAGUAAACUCGAAGGUGCUUCAAUAGAAGUAUAAAGUCUACGACAUGGCGCAGUCGGCAGGGAAAUACGUUCGUGCUCCACGAUACAUGGAGACGUCUGAUUCGUCGAUGGAGUUGGCUGAACAACUAGCGGAAGAACGAUCAUUACGAACUGCGUUAGCUAUUGAGCUUGAACAAUCACAAAAGGAAAAUGAAGAACUGAGGGCAAAUUUAAAUGCACACGAUGCUGGAAGUAAUCUUGAUAACCAUAAUUUCAAUUUUGACGCCCAAAAUGGGUUGUGCAGUACCCGACACUUGUUAUCCUAUCCUGGUACAUCAAGAAAUCUGGAGGAAUCAAGAUUUCUGUCUUCAAUGAACCAAUUAUCGGUAGCGUCGAUCAACGUACCGGAAUGUAAGGCAUCCGAUGAUGAACAAAUCCAUCGUCAGACUUUCGAACUGUGGAAAGAUUUGCUCAUCGAUUCAAUGAAAUUAGCGGGCAUCGAAGAUGAGGCGACUAUGUACACACUUUUCAAGGUUAAGGCCGGUUCUCGCCUACUUGAGAUUUUCAGAAAUACCAAAUCUCAAGCUGAUGCACCAGAUUCAAAUUUGACACCCUUUUCCAACGCCAUGCAUCGUCUGAAAACUUAUUUUGGUUCUGGAUCGGACGUCAUGUUGAUGAGACGACGUCUGACGUUAAUGGUACAAAGAGUUGAGGAAUCUGAUCUAAGCUUCAUUGUAAGAGUUGGCUCAACAGCACGUCUAUGCGAAUAUGACGAUGAUAAAGAGUUCGAAGAAAUAGUCGCAACAGUUGCGGAACACGCUAGGAACCGGGACGUAAGGACCACUGCUUUGAAAAUGUUAAGCCGUAAAGGUAGCUUUACGGACCUUGUCGAUAAGGUUCGUGAACUGGAAGCAAUAAGACUGAACGAAGAGUACGUGUUGCAGAAACAUGUAAAAUCCGAAAAUCAAACUCAUGCUUUGAUUGCCCCGGUAAGAUCAUACCAGAACUGGGAAGCAAAUCGUUCCACCAGAGGAACUUCUUGGAACGUUCGGGGAAAUCCAGCUCGUCGAAGUUUCGUUCACAAUCAGAGAGGAAGAGGUACAUUUACAAGAACGUAUAAUCAGCCUCAACUUAACUCUCAGAGUAGUGAUAGGUGCUGGCGUUGUUUCAGUGUUUAUCACUCAGCAAACAUUUGCAAUGCUAAAGAUAAAAUUUGCAACAAAUGUGGAAUUGUAGGUCAUAUUCAACGAGCAUGUACAACAAGUGCAUACAAGCGCCCUGCAGAGAAUGGUUUAGAGACAAUCCCGGCCAAGAUAGCAAACGUCGAGAAGGUUGAAGAAUGUGUAUCCCCUAUAGAUCCGGUAAGUGUCGAAAGAGAAGAUUAA
Messenger RNA from Malaya genurostris, 2390 nucleotides. RefSeq lists its product as uncharacterized. The transcript is spliced from 2 exons. The record is from RefSeq and is a predicted model, not a curated record. Gene Ontology annotation, molecular function: zinc ion binding; nucleic acid binding. The coding region runs from base 1071 to 2390 and encodes 439 amino acids. NCBI's taxonomy places the organism in Eukaryota, Metazoa, Arthropoda, Insecta, Diptera, Culicidae.